Messenger RNA from Phytophthora nicotianae INRA-310, 1318 nucleotides. RefSeq lists its product as hypothetical. Lineage: Eukaryota; Oomycota; Peronosporomycetes; Peronosporales; Peronosporaceae. The record is from RefSeq and is a predicted model, not a curated record. The transcript is spliced from 4 exons. The coding region runs from base 1 to 1257 and encodes 418 amino acids.
AUGGAGUGGAUUGUGCAGUCCAACCUUCCGCUUGCAUUCUGCGAAAACCAUACGGCAAGACGAUAUGCAGUUGCUUUAAUGUACACCAACCUCGACCCCAUUUCCAUGGAGACGCUGCGUGCGGGUAUGGAAGGUGUGACACGCGAGGUCGAGCGGAAGAUCGCUGCUGAGCUUCCCGCGCGCUUUGGAGUUAUGUUCGACGGGUGGACGCAUGCUUCAGAGCAUUACGUGGCCUGGUUUGCGUGCUACGAGGUCAACGGGGUACUAGUUACCCCGUUGUUGGCUAUGGCUCCACUCAUCAAUGAGCCGGACGAUAAUCUCUCCGCCAGGUCGCACUACGAGUUCCUGGCGACGAUGUUGCCAAGGGACUACGGUGUCCAGAUCGACCAGUGCCGCUUCGUUGUCGGUGACAACUGUUCCGUCAACCGUUCGCUUGCUACCCUCAUGAGGGUGCCGCUAGUGGGGUGUGCUAGCCACCGGUUGAACCGAGCAGUGCAACAUUACCUACUUCAACAUGAAAAAGAUCUAGCAGCGGUACAGGCGCUGAUGAUCAAGCUGAAGACGCUCACUCAGUCUACAAAACUGCGGUACGAAAUUAUUUUUACGACUCGCUGGAGUUCAUCUUUUGACAUGGUAAAGCGCUAUUUCGAGCUGUUGGAAUUCUUGGAUGCAGACGACGACGACAUUAUGGAGCUGUUGCCGUCGCCCGCAUCCAACAAGAGGCUCCGAGCCUUAUUUAAGGAGCUCAAGGACGUAGAAUCCGUCGCCAAGGCUCUUCAAGGUCGCGAUACGGAUCUCCUGGAUGUUCGUCAGUGGUUCGACGAGCUGAUUGCUCUCAAACCAAAGUUUGCGACAUAUCUCGGACCUCAAGCUGAAAUUGUUCACAGCCCUGACUUUGAGUCAGGGUGUGUCCGUGUUCUGAGGGGCCUACAGGACCGCCUAACGCGCGCGGAGGAGACUGUCCUCGGUCCGUUCGUAAGACUGGCGGAGCACACGGAUGAGGACUCCGACGACGACGUUCUUUCGUUCGUCGAACGUCUUCGCAAGCGCCGCCGUCUUGCGGAGCCCAGUGUCUCCUACGAGCAGCUAAAAACCAUUCCACCAACAUCCAACGUAAUGGAACGGUUUUUCAGCGUGGCUCGGGUGACGUUCGGCCAACAAAGGCACGGGUUGCUCCCUGCAACACUGGAGAUGAUCUUAUUCCUUCGGGAGAACCGUUGCUACUGGGAUUCCAGUACUGUCGAUAGCAUCAAUUGAUGCGGUACGGACCUUUAAUGGAGUACUUAAUGCAAUACAGUACACUUCGUUAGUGACCUCC